CUCAUAUCUGGUAUUUGUCGUUCAAUUAUUAAACGUUGUCUCGAAAUGUUUGUUAUUACGUUAUUUGAUUUACAUGCGGCCCGUAAACAGCCGUUCUUACAAAGUUUAUUGUAAGCAUCAUAAUUGCAUGUGAGUACGGAGAAAAUGGCUGAUGUUCGAUUACUUAUCCAAGAAGAGGGUCGUGCUGCAAGAAAUCUUGUAGCUUUUAAUGUGCCAGUGAGCACUAAUAACAUUGAAAAAGUAACUCGGAAACCUCCAAGUAUCCCUAGAGUUGCCCAGUCAUCCCCAAUGAAGAGAUCGAUAAAAUCAACGGCGCGAGUAAGAUCUGCUUCCACAGGAAGGGAUCGAAAGUCUGAAUUACAAGCUCGUUACUGGGCUUUUCUAUUUGGAAAUUUACAAAGAGCCGUAGAUGGAAUUUAUCAAACCUGUGAAGAAGAUGAGAACAUUUCGGAAUGUAAAGAAGUCAUUCUUGUUUUGGAAAAUUAUACUCGUGAUUUCCACAGUUUGAUUGAAUGGUUUAAAGUCAAAUGGGCGUAUGAAAGUUCUCCGCCACCACUGAGGCGUACACCUCUUGCCUGGGAAGUUAGAAAAACCUCUCCAUGUCGCAUGUGGAAUUCAUCCACUGUCCCCAAAUCAACUAGUCCUUUGCAAAGAAUGAGUCCAACAGGACCUACAUGUGGAAGUCCAAUUGAUAUGACAAUAGUAGAAGAUACACCUAUCAGUGGCGAUAAUAAAAUGAACGUACUAAAAGAAGAGUCUGGGUAUAAAACUGUAAAAGAUAAUAAGAACAGCGUAUCUAAAAAUUGUACCAAAGGUAUUAGAGAUGAAAGUAAGAUUUUGAUAAACAAAGAAAUAAAUCCUGUACAAAAAAGGGUAAAAUCUAUAUCAACUAAAGUAAUGUGUAAGACCAUAACAAAAUCUCCAUCGAGUGGGAAAGUAGAAGAAAAUCAGUUGGGCAUUAACGAGUCAGAUCAGUUAAUUUUAUGUAAAACUAAGACUAAUUCUACAAAUUCAAUAAAACAGUGUAAAAGCGAUGAGGACAUGAAAAUAUUAAAGCAUGCCGAUGUGAUGCAAUUAAAGAAUCCAGAUCACCUACAUAUUAACAACAAAGAAAAAUCAAGAACAAAUGAUAGUAUCAAUGAUAGUGUGAAUGAAAUGCAUUUUAACAAAUGUUCAGAAAUUCAGAAAGAAAGCGAUAUCCACAUGGAGGAGACAUAUUUGGAAACUGUGAAUAAUGAAAUAAAUACAUCGGUUAACUUACUAAUGAUUAGCGAAUCAAAAGAUAAGACUAUUAAAGAAUUGAACGACACGAAGAUUGAUAGUUCAGUAAUAAAUAAAACUACUCAAAAUAAGAAUAUAGAAAAAGCUAAUGGCAAAGAGAAUGCAAUACAAAUCAUGAAAAGAAGUAAAAUUGUUUCAACUCCAAAAAAACAAUUCAAAGUAGAUGUGCGAAAUGGAGUAGAUAAUAAAUUGAUAACCAAAUCUACAUUAAACAAGGCUACAGUUGAUAAUGUUACAAGCAAGGAAUGUCAAAAACCAUUGACUCGUCCAGCAUACUCCACAGUUUCUAGGGGAAGACCAGCUACAGCUCAAACACCUCAGACUAUUCUGGAGGUUCCAAAAAUUAUCAGAAGUAAGACCACGCUAGGAGUGUCGGAGGGUCCACUAAUGAACACAAUUAAGCCUGGGACGUCUGUUAUGAUGAGACGAAAACUGGAACUCUCUACCGUCAACAAGGAUAUGGAUAAACAAGGUUCAAGGACUGAUCAGAGUAAAGAUUUAAGUGGCUCAGUUGAAGUUCUGACAAAGCAAGCUGUUAAUACGAAACCGAAGGAUGAAGGUGAUGGUUGGCAGACGGUUCGUAGUCGAUAUAGGAGAGGAAGCAGUCACAACCUAAAUAUGAGUACACGCUUUCAUAAACCCAGCACUGCUAUAUCACUUCCAGCUCUAUCCAUAAAGAGUCCGAAUGAAAGGAGUAAAAAGAAUUGCCUUACACCAGAUGGUAAUCAGAGAUCGAAAAUGUGUGUCGCUAGUAAGGCAGGGAAAAAUAUGAAUAACGAAGUUGAAAAAGUUAAAAUAGAUUCUGAGACUAAUAGUAUUGAGGAAUUUGAAAACGAGGCAGGUAGAAAAAUUGCUCGAAAUUUGUUGGAGACUAAUUCAACGUCUAUGAUUGCUGCAGUUUUUAAAACUGAGGCAGAAUUGUUAGAAAAACGAAUACAACAAUUUAUGACAGCACAAGCAGAAAGGGAACGUAUCAUCUUAGAAGAAGAAAGAAAAACGGAAGAAGCAGAUUCACAGAGAUCUCAACAACUCUCAGACGAAGAAGCAUUUCUUCAAAGGCAAAUCAUGGAAUUGGAAUGUGCUGACAUCGAUAUAGAUACAGAAACUGAUGAGACAGAUGGUGAACUGGUAUUAGAGAUCGAGGAACAUCAACCACUCGAACCACUAAGUGUUGUUACCGAUGACAUUAGCUUAGAAGAUAGAUAUGAAAAUAUGCUCGAAGGAAUGUCAUGGGCCGAACGCAUGGAUACUCUCGCUCAACUGCAAGCAUUAGUAGCUCGACAUCCUGGUCGAGCAUUGGAACUACAUCAGAAGCUCUCCUCUCCGUCCCGAAAAAGAUCACUACCCGAGACUUUGCGACGAUAUCAAGCAAAGCAAGCGUGUGCACAACACAAACGUCAAAAGUUAUUGAUGGAAAAGUCGCAACGGUUAAGAGAUUUACUCAACAAAGUCGAGGAUGUCAAGAGUGCUAAGAAUCAAUUGAUAGAAGAUAAAAGGAUCAGGAUGGAAAUGAAAUUGAAAAGAGCAGAAGAGAACAGGACACAGCACUUGCUAGAGGUCGUGAGGAAGGCACACGAUGAAGAUUCGAAAUUAAAAGAGAUAGCUUUUAUAAAUGAAUUGGAGGCUCAAAACAAACGGCACGAUUUUAUGGCUCUUUGUCAAGAGCAGGAGGAAAGGCUACAGGGUAUCCACGAUGAACGACAGCGACGACAAGAAGAAAAAGCAGCCAAGGAAGCCGCAGCGGAAGAGCGUCGACGAGCUCUUGAAGCAGAGAGGCAAUUACGUAUUCAAAAAAUGCGGCAAGCCCGGCGUGAGCGCGAGGAAAGGAUUGGAAAGAUGCAGCUCGAAAGAGAAAAGGAACGCCAGGAGCUCGCGAGGGAGAAAGCCAGAGACCGCGAAGAGCGCUUAUCCGCGCUGCAUGCUGCUCAGUUGGCGAACCAAGAAGAAUUGCAGAAGAAGAUAGCGCAGAAACAACAAGAAUCGGCUCGAAGACACGGGGAAAACAUUGAGCAUAUUCGCCAAAGAGCGGUGGAAUCUUCAAUUUUACGAUCGGAAGAAGUGCCACCUACUUUGAAGUCGUAUCCUACACAGAAGCAGUGUUCCCUUUGCAACACCCUGAUUCCGAAUGAGGUCUAUCUACUUAGUCACUUGAAGGGAAAAACACAUUUGGAAGCAGUCAGGAAAAUGCAUGAUGGUCGUGAACCCCCUCGUGAUGAACUGCAACGAUUUAACAUCGGGCAAAUACGGGAUAUUGUGACACUACCAGUUGGUUCUAACAAAGCGAAUGAUAGUAAAGCUGCAAAAGAAAAGCAGAAAGCUAUUAAACGUCGAUGCAGGAAAAUUAAACAACGCAUGACCACGCGUGGCCAAGAGUGGGAAGAUUUGCAACGAAAUGAUGCCACUCAAACAGUUAUCGAGUCAGCAAAUAAGGCUAAAUUCCGACGAAAUUUGAAAGAAUUGGACAAGUUAUGCAGUGUUCACGCUAAAACUGCAUGGACAAGUGUUGCUACAUCCAGCUUGGAACGAUGUCUGGGAGAGAUCGCAAGAGCGUUUUGCAAAUCCAGUCACUCGGAUCAGGAUGCCUUUCGAUCACUGAACGGAUUCGAUACGUUGACUAAUUUAUUGAACUUAGUACUGAACACUCAAAACGGAAAUCCUUCUCUGCCGAAUAAGAGCAUUGUCAGCCUUUGCCGAGUCUAUAAAUCCAGCGUUGAAGAUCACAGUAACAACAUCGAGGCAGUAUUAAUGAGCAAUAAGAUCUUGGUGAUUCUGGAUGUAUUGCUGCAUCGUUUUGAGGCCGUCACCGCUCUUGACGAUCACACUCAAGCCCAGGAAACGUCUAACAAUGCGACCGGAAACGGAUCCGCGGCCGCAGCGGCGAUGCAGUUACUCUGCUCCCUCGUUCCUGAAGUACCCUUCGAGAAGGCCGCACUUCAGAAUCGCCUGCAGGACAUCGUGGGGUACUUGGUCAUCGGGGGACUGCUGGAGCGGGUGUCGCGCCACGGUCGAGCCCUCGUCGAGACGGAUUUCUUCCUGGAGCAAGAACGGGAGUCGUCCCUUCUGACGGCAUCUUUCGACCUGUUGGCGCGCCUCUGCUGUCACCUGAAGCGAUGCAACCUGGAGAACGUUAAUCAUUCUGAAAAUAAUAUCGCCGAGCAAACCACCGCCUCGUCGCAUCUAUUGAAUGGCUUGGCGACGUCCGAGAGCGCCGGCGCCGUUGGGGCCCUCUACGCUGCUUUGGCUUUGACCUCGCAAAACCAGAAGGGGUCUUCGCCGACCCCCAACCAAGCUGGACCCUCUGCCUCCGGGAGAGUCCUCGCCAUGAGGGGGCUCAAACUCCUUCGAUUGUUCGCGGAAAUGGAUCUGGAGAAAUUUCAGAGUCACCUCGGAGCCGAGAGCACGAGUCUGCAGUGGCGCCUUAUAGCGAGCCAUCUGAUAACCCGAUUGUCACGUGACUCUCUAUCGGACAAAUCGGAGGCUGGCAGUCCGCCCGGGGCGAGCGGUCCGCACAUUCUGGCGGAACUCUUCACGGUGCUCGGUUACUUCGCCGUCAACAAUCCGGAGAACCAGUUGGUUCUGCAGUCCGCGGGGGCCGGUCCCAGCGUGUUGCAACAAUUGUGCACUUUGCCGUUCCCAUUUUACGGCGACCCGCGAUUGGCCGUGUACACUUUGCCGACUCUGCUGGUGGCUACCUAUAAUAACCCGGAAGCCACGGCGGUACUCUCCUGCGAGCUGUCCUAUCAGCUGCUGGAGGUGUACAAGAGCUCGGAAGAAGGUAAGCAGAACCCCUUGGUCCAGCUGCUGAAGGACCCGACCGGUGCUAGUCCGUAAAACCGACGUUUUCUGAGAAGAGUACUUCCUUACGUUCGGCUAAGUAUCGGGAUUAAAAGACUUCUUGGCUACUUCCGAGAGCCGUUGGUCUACUCUCCUUAUUCGUAUUCCCUGAUCGAUUGACUUCAAAGCGUUAGAAAGUCAAUAAAAACGAAGAGAGUACGUGCACGACCUCUCAUGGGAAGCCGAGCCGAAUUCGCGUUAAAUGCGUCGCCCUGGCGUAAUAAUUAAAUUAUCUCAGGGCUGGUACCUCGAGAUAAUUUAUUUAAGCGCGGUGGAGAGAGAGAGAGAGAGAGAGACGGAUGGAUACGGCACGAGUAUAUGGUGCAAGCAAUAAACGAGGAAACAAAUUUAUUCCGCUCGUACCGUGCACCUACUCUCGACGGUACACCUCCUUCCAAGAAGUCUUGAAGGGUCUUUAGUCCAAUAUUUACGUCCAGAAUCGAAUAUACUUGUAGAAUUAGUUAAUCGGCCUUCGAAUCUGCGAUCGUGCCGAUCGUUCGCGCGAAAGCUGUCUUCUGACCGAGCCUUUGGAUGUUCUUAAGCGAAAACUCUCAAACACGGUAAUUCGUAAGAGUAAUCGAUUAACGUUAAGCACAGAGUGGACGCGAUCGCUCGGAUCGAUUCCGUAGAUCGAUGGCUCAAUGGAAAGGAGAACGGUAAAAUGAAUAAUAAAGUGUAAAGUUAAUGUAAGGCGCGCGUCUAGACGUCUUGAUAUCGGGUUAAGGUCGAGAUAUAGAAUCGGGACGAAUCGAGGAAAGGUUCGUCUACGAUCGAUGCAUUCGUUCCCACGGGCGAGAUAUUCGCGAAAGUAACGAGCGCAUCUUAAGCUAUCACCUGCCAACGCGUGAUCCACGAUUAAGUAAUCACGUCGUCCGUCUCUUUACAAAACGUGCGGCCGAAAGGAAAAUCUCAGCGACCUCCCCCGGCACCUGCCGGGACGUUAGGUACCUAUAUUAUAUCACCGUAACUUUAUUACCAGUAAUUAGCGGCGGCUCGUUAGCGCGCGAGAAAUUCGCCCGGCGAUCGGAGCAGCGUGGUAUUUUUCUAUAUCGGUAGUCAUAGUCGCUUAAGCGUUUAGACGCGCCGUCAAAGAUGCACUAAUAUAUUCCUAAAGGAGUCGCGUCGUUAUCGCUUAGCUCGAGCUCGACGAUCGGUCCCUGGAGAUUAUUUAUUCUUCGCCUCCCCUCUCGAUGGUAAAACCUGAGGGAACGAGAGGAGAGGAGAGGAGCGGGCAAGGGAUCUCCUUAGAAGUUAGCGUGUAAGCUUGAACCGGGAGGAAUAAGAGAUAGUCACCCUCGGAACACUUUGAGCAAAGUAGCUAGUCAGUAUAAAGAAUACGGCGAGCGGUGACGUGCUUUCCGUUGCGCCUUUCUCGCGGUCUUCCAUCCCGGGAGCCGUGGUCGCGAUUUGCCUUGCUUCCUCCACCUCUCGCGGAUCUUUACGCGCUGUUACUGUCGCGCCGCCCGAAGGAGGUCGUACAUUUUAAUACCGUAAAUAACGGGCGGGCUUUCGCGUGGAAAACAGUCCUCGCGGUCUCGCCGCGGAAUUGCGGCUCCUUUGGAGAAGGAAAAGGAGACAAAGGCCGGGGAAAUCUAAUCUCUCACGGCGCCGAGUCGUGCCGAAAUCGGGCCGAAAUUCUUGGGGGACUUCCGGGACCGUAAAACGCGCCCCCGGUCGCGAUCCGUUUUCCGCGCUAGCCCUUGCGGCCUCGAGAACUGGCGGCACUGGACUUACGUUUAUAUUUCUAUACCUAAGAUGCGCAAUGGAAUCAUUGUUCCCUGUAACCGAGAAUAAAAUGGCCGAGGCCGACGGUAGGUCAGCAACUGCUUCCAUCGUCGCGUUAAAGCGUUUUAUCACCGGUCAUCGCGGAUCCUUCGUGGCCCGAUUUAUGCAUCGGUGCAAAUUACGGGGCAGGUUUAAUUAUCGGAUCCGGCAAUCGUGCCCGUGCAACUUUAUCCCCGCUUUGCAAACGGGAUUUAGCAGUCCGGCAUAACUAACUCACUGUGCUCCCGGUUGUCAGGAAAAUUUUCCCCGAUAGGACGUAUCCGUUGGAAACAUGCGCUCGCACGUGCGAAACGGCAAAUGCUGCUUUAUUAUUCGAAUCGGUAAUUCGACCAGAUAAAACCGGGGGCUCGUCGGAAUUGCCGCAGUGCCCCAAUUGGACGCUCCCCCGACUCGUUUAAAAGCGGACAUUUCUGCCGAUCGGUGAAUCGAUCCAAAUAAUGCUUCGUAUCGA
Orussus abietinus is the source of this 7351-nucleotide messenger RNA. It is a transcript of the gene ssp3, whose product is annotated as S phase cyclin A-associated protein in the endoplasmic reticulum. The record is from RefSeq and is a predicted model, not a curated record. Lineage: Eukaryota; Metazoa; Arthropoda; Insecta; Hymenoptera; Orussidae. Gene Ontology annotation, molecular function: zinc ion binding; nucleic acid binding. The transcript is spliced from 15 exons. The coding region runs from base 145 to 5112 and encodes 1655 amino acids.